Messenger RNA from Phodopus roborovskii (desert hamster), 1314 nucleotides. RefSeq names its product antizyme inhibitor 2. The coding region runs from base 1 to 1314 and encodes 437 amino acids. Gene Ontology annotation, molecular function: ornithine decarboxylase activity. The transcript has 9 exons. NCBI's taxonomy places the organism in Eukaryota, Metazoa, Chordata, Mammalia, Rodentia, Cricetidae. The record is from RefSeq and is a predicted model, not a curated record. Gene Ontology annotation, cellular component: cytoplasm.
AUGGCUACAAGGAUGCCAGAACUGUGCCCAGAGAACACCUCAGCUGGAGUCUCAGGGAUGAGCACCUGCCCUGGGGACCUAAGGGAAAAGCUGGGAGCCUCGGGAAGCAUGUGGCCAUCAGAGCCCAUCAUCCUGGGUCCAGAGGGAUCUGCCCGGCAGCUGGUCCUGAGGAAGAUUCAGGAGCUCUCUGCCGAGGGCCACCAAGACCCCUUCAUGGUACUUGACCUGGAUGUGCUGGUCGGCCGCCAUCAGGCCUUCCUCCAGGCCCUGCCCCAAGUCCAGCCCUUCUAUGCAGUGAAGUGCAACAGCAGGCCCUGGGUGCUCCGAGUCCUGGCUGCUCUGGGCGCGGGCUUUGACUGUGCCAGUCAGGGGGAGCUGGAGCAGGUGCUGGGCUUGGGCGUGGCCCCCUCACGAAUCAUCUUCGCCAACCCCUGCAAGGCCGUCUCCCACAUCCAGUACGCAGCCCGCUUCGGGGUGCAGCUUAUGACCUUCGACAGUGAGGAGGAACUGGCUAAGGUGGCCCAGCACCACCCUGGGGCUAGAUUGGUCCUCAGGAUACAGAUCCAGAACAGUCAAAGCACCUUCCCGCUGAACGACAAGUUUGGAGCUCGUUUGGAGGCUUGUGGACACUUGCUCCAGGCUGCCCGAGAGCUGGGGUUGGCCGUGGUGGGGGCCUCCUUCCACGUGGGUUCCGACUGCCAGACACCGCAGAGCUACAGGCAGGCCAUUGCUGACUGCCAUGGUGUGUUUGAGAUGGGCCGAAGGGCUGGCCACCACAUGAGUCUCUUGGAUCUUGGAGGGGGCUUCCCUGGAACUGAGGGCUCCAAAGCUAAAUUUGAGGAGAUGGCUAGAGUGAUCAAUGCAGCCAGGGCCCAGUACUUCCCGGAGGGGACUGGUGUAGAGGUCAUCGCAGAGCCUGGCCGUUUCUAUAUGGAGUCUGUAUGCACAACUGCUGUGAACAUCAUAGCCAAGAAGGCUGCACUGGAGUCAGGAGGCCACAAGAAGCUGGCAUACUACCUCAAUGAGGGCUAUUAUGGUGCCUUUCGAAUCUUCCUCAGGGAGCCUGUUCCCAGGAUACCCAUUGUGGCUAAGGAGUUCCCCUCGGAGCCCCGUCUCCUCCCCUGCACCCUCUAUGGCCCCACAUGUGAUGCCUUCGACAGGCUCUUCUCGAAGGAGGUACAGCUGCCCGAGCUGGAUGUGGGUGACUGGCUGAUUUUCCCUGACACGGGUGCCUACACGAGUUCCAUGACUUCCACCUUCAAUGGCUUCCCGAGCAUAACCAUCUAUGAUGCCAUGGGCCCCCAGCUCAGGUGA